This is a messenger RNA of Triplophysa dalaica, 1522 nucleotides long. RefSeq names its product asialoglycoprotein receptor 1-like. The record is from RefSeq and is a predicted model, not a curated record. The transcript has 6 exons. Bases 105 to 1061 code for a protein of 318 amino acids. Lineage: Eukaryota; Metazoa; Chordata; Actinopteri; Cypriniformes; Nemacheilidae.
CACUGUGGUACGAGAGCAAAAAUCUUUAGCGCAGCUUAACGUUAACAAAUCUGUACCUGAACAACACACAGAGUUUGACUAUAGAGACGAUUUCUGAUGUAAUCAUGGCUCAGAUGCUGGACAUAGACAGAGGAGAGAGAAUAGAGAUGAUGGUGGACAUCUAUGAAAGUUCAGAUUCUGUAAGAAAUGAUGAAGUCAUGAUAAACACAGAGAGACAGCAAGCGCUUCAACACACAGGAAGUGUUUCAGAGAAGAACAGAAGACACAGAGCAGUUCAAGUGUGUUUGUGGUUGUUGUUUGUUCUUCCGUUGACUGCUGUAAUAGUGCUCUGUGUGUAUUUCACCACUGACAGAAACCGCUUACUAACACACAACUAUAACUUGAUCAAACAAAAAGAAAAAUUAUUUAAAGAUAACAACAAAAUACUAAAUCAGAACAGAAACUUGACUGAAGAAAGAGAGCAAAUCAAAACCAAGACGGAUGAACUCCAGGAUGAUUUAUCAGUGACCAAGCAUCACAUCUCUAACUUAACAAAAGAAAAUGAACUGUUACUUACAAACAACACAAACCUACUAGAGGAGAAAGAUCGAUGUAUGAUGAAAUCUAAGAGUGUGUCUGAAGAAAGAGAUCAGUUAAUGAACCAAAGAAAAGAUCUGAACAGAUGGCUCACUAAACAAGAUCGGAGCUCUGAUAACUUUAAAUGGGUUUAUUACAACUUCAGUUUUUAUUAUUUUUCAUCUGCUUAUAAGAGCUGGAGUAACAGCAGACAAGACUGUAAAGAGAGAAAAGCAGAUCUGGUGAUUAUAAACAGCAAAGAGGAGCAAGAGUUUUUGCAGAAAGUUACAGCUGGUUACUACUUUUGGAUUGGUCUGAGGAAAGAGAAAGAAGUGUGGAAAUGGAUAAAUGAAACCCCAUCGACAACAAGUUUUUGGAUGAACGGAUACCCAAGACAGUACAAUAACUACUGUGCUUUAACGUAUACAUCAGGAUUAGCUGAUGAUUCAUGUGAUGAUAACUAUGGAUGGAUCUGUGAGAAAAGUUUCAAAUCGCUCAUAGUAUGAAACAUACUGUAUAUACAGACAAUGAUAUAAAACCUUUUUAAAUUCUGUUCCAGUAUAUCUGUUAAGUAAUUAUAUUUGUUGAUUUAGUUUCUUGUUAUUUAAGUAUUCACUACAUUAUAGUGUACAAUCUAUCUAAUAUUUUUAUGCAUGAAUUAUGUAUGUUUUAUGUAUGUUUUAAAUUGAAUAUUAUGGCUGAAUUUGAAAUAAGACUUUUUGACACAGAUUAACUGCAAACCUAUUAUAGAUGUUCUCUAUUAUGUAAAGGUUAAAUUAAGGUUAUAUAAUAGUUAUAAAGGUUUUUUUCAUGAUCCUGUCUUUUAUCAUAGACCACACCCAUCUCAUCUGUUGCCAUAGCCAUUCAUUUAUUAAUUGCCACUUCACCUGUGUCUUGUUAUCUUGUGUGCGUAAAUAGUGCCUGUGUUUCUUGUUUCAUUGUUGGUUAUUGAAUGUACGUAGUUGUG